AUGGAGGGUGCAAACUGCCCGGAAGCGAGCCUUGUUGCACGCCCUUUCUGGAGAGGGCAGAGCCCCCCACCCUGGAAGGAGGAGGAGGGGCAGCAGCAGCAGCAGCACCAACCUUGCGCCCGGGGAAAUCCGGGCCUUCCUCAGGAGGCUGCGGAGAGAGAAUCCUUCCAUCAAGAGCGAUGCGCGGUGAUCACCAAGGUUGUGUGUGACAAACUUCUCGCGGAGCAGCCGGCCUUCCAGGGCUGUUUGGGCAACGUGGCGGCCUUUGUCCUGGAGCAAGGGGCGGCUGACAGCCAGGGCGCCUGCAAGGAGACCUACGAGCUGGUGGCCCUGGGGGCAGGAGACGUUUGCUAUGAGGGCUGGAUGGAAUUCGACGGCCGGAAACUCCAUGACUUGCAUGGCCUUGUGGUGGCCCGCCGGGCCCUGAUGAGAUAUUUCUACAAGCAGCUCCUGCUAUGCUGUAGCCAGGAUCCGGCCGCGUUCGAGCAGGGCAUCUUUUGCCCGGUGGAAGGUGGGGAACCCCUAAGAUUGAAGCCCCGGUGCUACCUGCAUCUCUACCUGAGCCAAAUGCCGCACGGAGCAAUGAAAAAACUCCACACCCCUUUGCUGAAGUCCAACCCUUCGGUCGAUCUGCACGUCAACAUCAAAGGGCGGCUCAAGCCCGUCUCGCAUUGCAGCCCUACCAUGCUGUCCACCCACGUCUACUGUGCCUCCGGCAGUGACAAGCUGACCCGCUGGACCGUCCUGGGAGUCCAAGGGGCCCUGCUCAGCCACUUCCUGCAUCCCGUGUACAUCACCAGCAUUGUCCUAGCUGACCCUUAUCACAACCACGACAUUCUCUAUUGGGUCCUCAACGAGCAUUUGCACCCGGGACCGGAAGAUGGCUUCCCCGAACCGUACGGUCACAAGAAGAUCUACCUCUUCGAAGGGCCCCCCAUGGCCCCCCUCAGCUCCCCGACAGAAUGCGGCGCGCUGAGCCUGAACUGGUGCGCAGGAGACGAGAUGCUGGAAUGUGUGAACGGAGCUGUCGGGAAGGCCGAAAGGGACAUUGCAAAUCCAGGAGGCGGGUCCCGACCUAGCCGGCUCUGUAAAGCCGCCAUGUUGAAAUCCUUCCGGAAGGUGGCCCAGGAGAUGAAGAGAGAGGACCUGAUGUUGCUAUCCCCGUAUCAUGAAGCCAAGGUUCAAGCCACAGCUUACCAGCGUGCAAAGCUUCAACUAUACACCCACUUGAGUGUACGGGAUUUGAGCAAGUGGCCUCAAAAGCAGCUGGUGGACAAUUUUUGCAGAUAGACUGGCUUGGGUAGCUGAAGAUCCCCUCCAGCCAAUGGAUAGGAGCAAGUUCCAACGAGAUCUUGUUCUCAGUUUCGUUCCCUAAAUUAUGGGAUUGUUGAUGUUUAGUGAGUUUCGACCCAAGAUAUGUAAAACUAGCUGGUUUCAACAAGCCGGAAGUAUGGUGAACUACAAUUUUUGGUUUCAGGCCUAAUGUUCAGAGAAGAUGAAACUGGUGAGCAGAAAUGGAGGCUGUCCUCGUAGGUCUUCCUUCAGCAAAAGACCCCCUGAAUUUAUCUAGAACAGGUGUCUCCAAACGUGGCACCUUUAAGACUUGUGGACUUCACCUCCCAGAAUUCCCCAACCAGCUUCUGAGAGUUGAAGUCCAGCAGUCUUGAAAGGUGCCAAGUCUGGAGACGCCUAUUCUAGAAUCUGGAUCUGUAAUGUUUUGCACUGGUGUGGCACUUAAUACCUGAAAAAGUCACAGAAAAGAGAGCAGGACAUCAUGAAGAAACACUGCGCUUCCUUUGGAAAAACCCACAUACUUCCAAAGAGCAAAUUUUGAAGUUAU
Notechis scutatus (mainland tiger snake) is the source of this 1840-nucleotide messenger RNA. RefSeq names its product adenosine deaminase domain containing 2 (gene ADAD2). The record is from RefSeq and is a predicted model, not a curated record. Gene Ontology annotation, cellular component: cytoplasm; nucleolus. Gene Ontology annotation, molecular function: double-stranded RNA binding; adenosine deaminase activity; tRNA-specific adenosine deaminase activity. Gene Ontology annotation, biological process: RNA processing; adenosine to inosine editing. NCBI's taxonomy places the organism in Eukaryota, Metazoa, Chordata, Lepidosauria, Squamata, Elapidae.